This is a messenger RNA of Sarcophilus harrisii (Tasmanian devil), 6377 nucleotides long. It is a transcript of the gene ZSCAN29, whose product is annotated as zinc finger and SCAN domain containing 29. Bases 1172 to 3778 code for a protein of 868 amino acids. Gene Ontology annotation, molecular function: RNA polymerase II cis-regulatory region sequence-specific DNA binding; DNA-binding transcription factor activity, RNA polymerase II-specific. The transcript is spliced from 5 exons. Gene Ontology annotation, biological process: regulation of transcription by RNA polymerase II. Lineage: Eukaryota; Metazoa; Chordata; Mammalia; Dasyuromorphia; Dasyuridae. The record is from RefSeq and is a predicted model, not a curated record.
UGGACUGGGAGGCUGAGAGCAGGGGCCGGGGCCGGAUCGGGAGCGGGAGCGGGUGAGGCCCGCCGGGAGGCGGGGACGGGACUAAGUCGGAGGGGAGCGGGAGGAAAAAGUGGGGUAGAGGGGAACGGAUAGAUUCAGGAGGCACGCUGGAAGAGGGGUGCCCAGAAUUGCCCUCAACCUAGUCAGUGACCGUCUUCAAGGUACGAGACGUCUGCAAUGCCUGGAGUGACCCGGCCGGAGAGAGCGGAGACAAAGAGGCCGAACCCUGAGCUCCUCCUCCUCUCCCGAAGCUAGAUCGCUCUCGCUCCCCGAAACUCCGGGACACUCCUGGUGUCCUCCCCAGAAUCCUGCCCUCCCUGGAAGCGCUUCAUCCGGCCGAAGUUCCCCUCUCUGCCCUGUCACCCCCAGCUCGGGGUGACCCCCGAGAACCCCCUCGCCCCGGCGAAGGACAGGAGCUGCAACCCUUGUCCCCCAGGGCUGAAUCACCCCCUUGAAGUAUCCUCACCGAGUCUGUAUGCCGAGUUUAAAGAAAUGAGAAAACAAAGACAAAAUCUUUAUUUAUUGAUAGUUGCCUGAGGUGGUGAAAGUGGAGCUGGGAGUGGGGCGGGGCAGGCGCAGAGGGCUCUGAAAAGAGUUCGGAAUUGGGGCGGGUCGGUAGUGGGGACGGACCGUGGGGGACCAGCAGCGCGGAACUUGGACCGACCCUUUUGCCGUCCCCAGUGGAAACGUCCCUUCUCUUGUCCCUCUGGCUGCUAGGCAUUUCUUGUGAUUCAGACCCACCAUAUAUUACUGAGGGGGCAGUCACUAGGACUCGGGGGAGGGAGCAUAGCUGGAGACACAACGCAGUUUAUUUACUCUAUCUCAGACUAUCCUACAAGCCAGACCGGAAAUGCAGCUUUUAAGCAACGUUCACUGGCUCCUAAUCCUGGGAUUUUGCUCUCAGGAGAGUGCUCCCUAAUUUGGCUAGUUUCUUCAGAGCAUGUAGGUAGGCUAGCCCUAUGAGGAUUUUGGAUGAAUGUUUGCAUCCUUUUGACGCUGUCAUUCCUCUCUGCCCUAGGGAGAAACUCCUCUCGCAGGUACCCAGGUGCAGUGAUUUCCCCAGGGAUAGAGAGGAGGCAGGUAGAAGCCCUGGCUCCCAGAUCUCCAAUUGAUGUCAAGCUGCCUCCUGUGAAUGAUGGCCAAAUCCACUCUGAGAGGGGAUGGGAGGAACUCUGAGACCUUUCGACAGCGUUUCAGGAAAUUCCAUUAUCAGGAGGUGGCUGGGCCCCGUGAAGCUUUCAGCCAACUCUGGGAACUUUGCUGUAGAUGGUUAAGACCAGAGGUUCGAACCAAGGAGCAAAUUCUAGAAAUCUUGGUAUUGGAGCAAUUCCUGACUGUACUACCUGGGGAGAUUCAGACCUGGGUACAAGAGCAUUGUCCAGAGAGUGGAGAGGAAGCUGUGACCCUGGUAGAAGAUUUGGAGAGAGAACCCAAAAGACCAGAGUGCCCGGUCACUGUCCCUGUGAAGGGACAGGAAAUUCAGCCAGAGAAGAUGGCACCUCUAAGAUCAUCCCUGGAGUUACUAAGUGUCCAGCAAAAAGCAGGAGAAUCCCAGCCCAAGGUUGUGGCCAAGAAACAAUGGGCAGGUUGUCCAGAAAUAGGAUCACAGGAACAACUUAACCUAAAGGAAAAGCUCCGAUCUCAUCAAAGGACUGGAUUUUCUUUUCCCAAAUCUGGUAUGGUUUCUGGGAUGGAGCGAGGAGAACCAUGGGUCCCAGAUCUUCUGGGCUCCAAGGAGAGGGAAAUCUCAAGAGGCAGUCACACAGGUGAUAAACGAAUGCACUCUGAUUUUAUGUCAUCAAGGAGGGAAAGAAAAAACUGGGGAGAUCAGGAGCAGUGGGGCUUUGAGGAUGAAAAGGUAGCAGGUGUACACUGGGGGUAUGAAGAAACCAGGACUCUACUUGCAAUUUUAAGUCAAACUGAGUUUUAUGAAGCCCUCCGGAACUGUCAUCGUAAUAGCCAAGUGUAUGGAGCUGUUGCUGAGCGAUUACGGGAAUAUGGCUUUCUCCGGACACUCGAACAAUGUCGAACUAAAUUUAAAGGCCUCCAGAAAAGUUAUCGUAAAGUCAAGAGUGGCCAUCCACCUGAGACCUGCCCCUUCUUUGAAGAGAUGGAAGCCUUGAUGAAUGCCCGAGUCAUUGCUUUACCCAGCAAUGGCAUGGAGGAAAAGGUGGCAGCACCUCGACCCAGCCUAGGGUCCAGUGAUACUGAAACAGAAGAACAAGAGCAGGGGGGCUGGCAGCAGGAAGCAGCAACAGAAGAGGCUGCAGCUGAAGAUUCUGAGGGGGAGGAAAUGGGUACUGAAGCAGGCCCCCAGGAGCCGGGGAGUCCCAGUGCUCCAGUUCUGUUCCGAAGCCCGAGUGGUGUACACUGGGGCUAUGAAGAGACCAAGACUUAUCUUGCAAUUCUCAGUGAGACUCAAUUUUAUGAAGCACUUAGAAACUGUCAUCGUAACAGCCAGUUAUAUGGGGCAGUAGCUGAGCGGUUAUGGGAAUAUGGUUUCCUGAGGACACCAGAACAAUGUCGGACUAAAUUUAAAAGCCUUCAAACCAGCUAUCGGAAAGUCAAGAGUGGCCAUGCCCCUGAGACCUGCCCUUUCUUUGAGGAGAUGGAUGCCUUGGUGAGCGCCCGAGUUGCUGUCCCACCUAGUGAUGGUCUGGAGGAGGAGGCGGCAGCACCUCCCCCUGCAUUGGGGGCCAGUGAUGGUGAAACAGAAGAGUUAGAUCAGGAGAGCUGGCAACAAGGAGAGACAGCUGAGGAGGCCUCAGCCACAGCAGAAGAUUCUGAGGAUGAGGAAGUGGGCGCUGAGGAGGCACCUGGAAGUUCUGGGAGCCCUGGUGCUCCAGUCCUGUUCCAAAGCCCAAGGGGUUUUGAGGCUGGAUUUGAGAACAAACAGAACACAAAACGGGAUAUUUCUGAGGAAGUAGAACUGCACAGGACAUUACUUGCAAGGUCUGAAAGGAAAAUUCCCCAUCGUUUUAAUCAGGGAAAAGAUGAUGACAGUGAUUGCAGGACAGGAAGGCAAUGGCCAAAGUCCCCAGUAGAGAAAAGAGGAAAAAUGAUAUCCCCAGAAAGGGGCUUAGGAAAAAUCCUAAGUCAUCAAAAACCUCACUUGGGAGAGAGACCCUAUAAAUAUCUUAGAUAUGGAAGAAGCUUUGGCCCUAAUUCACACCUUCUCAUGCAUCAGAUACCCCACCAGAUAGAAAAUCCAUAUACAUGUGGAGACUGUGGGAAAAGUUUUAGUCGAAGUGCACGCCUCAUUAGACAUCGGAGAAUACACACUGGUGAAAAACCUUAUAAGUGUCUUGACUGUGGGAAAAGUUUCCGUGACAGUUCCAACUUUAUUACUCAUAGGAGGAUUCACACAGGAGAGAAACCCUAUCAAUGUGGUGAAUGUGGAAAACGAUUCAAUCAGAGUUCAAGCCUUAUCAUACAUCAAAGAACCCACACUGGAGAAAAACCCUAUCAAUGUGAAGAGUGUGGGAAAAGCUUCAAUAAUAGCUCUCACUUUAGUGCACACAGGCGAAUCCACACAGGAGAAAGACCCCAUGUAUGUCCUGAUUGUGGGAAAAGCUUUAGUAAAAGCUCUGACUUACGGGCACAUCACAGAACCCAUACAGGAGAGAAACCCUAUGGGUGUCAUGAAUGUGGGAAAUGUUUCAGCAAAAGUUCAGCCCUUAAUAAACAUCGAGAAAUCCACACAAGAGAAAAGCUUUUAUCACAGUCAGAACCCAAGUAAAAACCUGAGAAUCUGCAAAGAGCCUUUAAAAGUAUAUUAUUUGGGAAACCUUUAAUAGAUUCCAUCUCCAAUGCCCACCUGGCUUAGGAAAUUACCUUUAGGAUUUAAUCCCACAGUGGUGCUCCUUAUCAUAUAAUCAUUUGAAUCUGAAGCCACAAAGCUGAGGCAAUAAGAUCUAAGGAACGAAGGUCAGAAGAUCUAAAUACCAUUCUAGCUCCAAUUUUGAUUUGACAAGAGUUCCUUGUCCCCUCUCAGUGCCUAUGUCAUUCCUUCAAUAAAAGGAGAGGAUCCUGUGAAUUUCACUUAUUCCUGUCACUGUUCAUCCUGUCAUUUUGCUGCAUCUCUGGAAACAUUUCAGCAGUAUCACAGGGGAAAAUGUUAUGGAUUUAUCUCAUGAUUCCAAGUUUUUCCUUUCAUAAAAAAAAAGGGAAAUACUGAAAGGAAUGGAAUGACUCUUCUUGUUCAUGUAAAUCUGUAUUCAGAAUGAUAUGAUUGAAUUUAGUCUUUUCCCUUCCCCCAACUUUACCCUUAAUGAGAUGAGUUUAGUAUUCCUCUUGGUCAUGUCUUACAAAUUGUCUUGUUAAGAAUCUAGGUGUUAUUAAUUAUGGGGAAGCUGUUACAAACCUUGUGUAAAUUUGAAGUGUUAGCCCUGGAUGGCUGUUAGUUUCCUUCAACCCUCAGAAUUCCUACAGUAUCUAUUUUCUUACUUCCCUUUUAUCCCACCUCAUCUAUAUUCCAACUGUUCCUUGUAGUCCAUCCCAAAGAGCAAGCCAACUAGGUAGACAGUGGUGGAUAGGAAGGGGCAUUAUAUGGGAUUUUCCAUUUUCCUGGUAUUCAAUUCAUCUAGUAUAUGCACCUACUGUAGGCAAUAAAUACAUCUUGAAUAAUGAGCAGGAGACAUUUCUAUAUUACUAUUUAUUAGGAACCGAGUCCACCAGUGCCAAAAGCUCUCAAGUCUGGUUAAAGAUAAAUUGUCUUUACCAGGUUGGUGGAGUUGCCAAUCUAUAUUUUAAAAAUAUAUAUACAUGGAAUAAGGAACACUUAUUAGCUGCUGCUUAUCAAAUAGUAAUAACUGCUCAAGAGUGCAUAAUACUGUAGUGGACCAUGUAUAAAAAUGAGGUGGAGUUGGGCCUUUUCCUCUGGGAAUCUACAGUCUAAAAGGUAGGCAACUUUGGACAUAUACUGAUCAGAUAAUUAUAUCUGAUCAGCAUAAAUAUAUAGUGUGUGUAUUUACAAGUUUGGCGUAUUGCAAUGUAGCACAAGGAAAGAUACUGGGAAAUGCCUGUUCCAUUUAGGGAGUUAACAGAUAAUCUUUUGAAGGGAAUAGAAGAGAAAAAAUUUUCAAAAGUAUCAACAGCCCAUUUAAAAGAGUUUUAUGAGUAGAAAAGGUCUAAAAACUGGAAAGCAGGGUGUUUGGUAUGGAAAAAGCAAAGGAAAUUAGUUGGGUUUUAGGGAGGUAAGGAAUGAUUCAGUUAUUAGGGUGCUUAAAACCACAAUAUAGUGAAUUUGACACCAUUUGAAGGGCUUUAAAACUGGUAGAAGAAAUGACUAACUGAAACUUGGUGUAUGCCAGAUGCAGAGAAACCAGAGGUGCAAUAAUCAAUUAACUGAAAUAUUACUAGGUUUGGAGGAUAGCUUCCAAUGUAGAAUAAAAAUACUAUUUACUAUUUGGGAAGUCAAGAAAUCGGGAGUUGAUUGUAAGAUAUCUUAGUGGGUGGGAGAAGACACUUGACCUAUGUUAGUUGAGAAGAAAGGUAUAAGGAGCUGAGAGUGAUGGACAGUGUUUACUGGAAAGAUAAGCCACUCUGUCUUCCUCACAUUUGGUACCGAGAUAUACAUUCAGUUAACUGCCCUGUAGUUGGAAUCAGAAAAUUGGCUAGCAGGUGAGGUAGGUAAACUAUUGCAGAGAGUUGGUAGAUGAUAUUAUAGGAUUUAGGUGGUUUUGAUUGAGGAGGAAUACUGGGAUUCCAGAACAUAUUUUUAUUAGAAAUCAGUGUCACCCUUCCCCCAGAUAUCGAAUAAGCAGUAAAAAGUGUAUGAAAACCAGUCUAAAAUUGCCUUAAAGCCAAGCUCUGUAAUGAUGUAGUCUGUGUGAUUAAUAGUAAAAUACUGUCUGUUUAGCAUAUUCAUGUAUGGUUUAGUGAAAAGAUCAUGGGAAUGGGGACAAGACAUGAGUUCUAGUUUAUUGUCAUGUAUAAAUCAUACUGCCUUGUUUUCCCUAUCUGUAAAACAGAAUCAUGUUUACACCUUAAGCUGCCUCUCAGGGAUUCCAUGUGAAUAAAUGAGAUGAUGUCUCUAAAACGUUUGGAGUUUUUCAAAAAGGAAGUGCUAGAGAAACAUUUGAUCAAAUUGUCAUUUUAUGAGAACACUUUAACAACUUGCUUGUGUGGCUCCUUGGAGUCACUAGUUUACUCCAACUAUUAAAUUUUUAUGUCCUUGGAAGAAAUGUGGCAAUGUUUGUCGAGUGGAUUAUCCCAAAUUAAGAAAAGUCAUUAUUAUGAGCCUGCUAAGUUUGUUAUCUUUGUAUUUAUUAUCCGGGCACCUAGAAUAACUAUGGGAGCCAGAUAUAUCUCAAAAUUAAAAAGUAGUAAUGCUACCU